Molecule: messenger RNA, 780 nt
Organism: Aspergillus novofumigatus IBT 16806
Lineage: Eukaryota; Fungi; Ascomycota; Eurotiomycetes; Eurotiales; Aspergillaceae
Product: high-affinity Cu transporter CTR3
Exons: 4
Coding region: 37-780 (247 amino acids)
Biological process (GO): copper ion transmembrane transport
Cellular component (GO): membrane
Molecular function (GO): copper ion transmembrane transporter activity
Source: RefSeq, a predicted model, not a curated record
CCCUUCGCAUCUACAGUCGUCUAUCCCACCAGAACAAUGGAUCAUAUGAACCACGAUAUGGACUCCAUGGCGUCCAUGACUUCGACCAUGACCAUGGCCAUGUCCGCAAGCUCGACUGCCAGCGCCGCCAUGAGCACCGGCAGUGCUCAUAGCAUGGGCGGCAUGGAUAUGGGUGGAAUGGAUAUGGGCGGCAUGCAUUCGUGCAAGAUCUCGAUGUUAUGGAACUGGUACACCAUCGAUUCCUGCUUCCUCUCCAGUCAAUGGCACAACACCUCCCGCGGCAUGUUCGCCGGCUCCUGCAUCGGCGUCAUCUGCCUCGUCAUCUGCCUCGAGUUCCUCCGCCGCGUCGGCCGCGAGUACGACGCCUUCAUCGUCCGCCGCGCCCACCUGAGAAAGCAGUACCUCUCUGCAACCGCCUCAUCCCAAGGCCGAACCUGUGCCACCGACGCCGACGCCGACGCCAGCGCCGAAAACUCUCAGGAAACCACCCGCAGCGUCCAAGGCGCAGCAUCCAAAGGCGCACCGCAGACCAUCUGCAGCGCACUCGAGGACAAGACGCCCGUCCGCCCCACGCUGAUCGAGCAGCUGGUGCGCGCGAUGCUGCAUAUGCUGCAGUUCGCGGUGGCGUACUUUGUCAUGUUGCUGGCCAUGUACUUCAACGGGUACAUCAUUAUCUGUAUCUUCAUCGGGGCGUUUCUGGGUUCCUUCAUCUUCUCCUGGGAGCCUUUGAAUCUGCAGAAGGAGAAUGAUGCUACGACGGUCACCAAAUGCUGCGGAUAG